AUGGCGAUUAUCCAGAUUCCCAGCGAGUACGGUCUCGUCCUCGCCGCCUGCGUCUCCACCUUCUUCGUCGGCGCCUGGCACGGCGGCCGCGUCGGCGGCUUCCGCAAAGCAGCCAAGAUCCCCUACCCCUACGAAUACGCCUCGUACGAACAAGUGCAAACCGCGUCGCCGCAAUCCAAAGCCGCAAUGCUGGCCUUCAACUCGGCGCAGCGCGCGCACCAGAACUUCAACGAGAACCACGUCACCGCCCUCGGCGCCAUGCUCAUCAGCGGACUGAGAUAUCCUGUUGCGGCGGCGGUAUUGGGCGCGGUGUGGAGUGUGAAUCGCGUGGUUUACGCGGUGGGUUACACCAGGAGUGGCGAGGAUGGUGGCAAGGGGAGGUACUAUGGCGCGCUGUGGAUGAUUGCGCACUAUGCCAUGGUGCUUAUGAGCGGCAAGGCGGCUUACGAUCUUGUCAUGGCUUGA
Molecule: messenger RNA, 465 nt
Organism: Alternaria ethzedia
Lineage: Eukaryota; Fungi; Ascomycota; Dothideomycetes; Pleosporales; Pleosporaceae
Exons: 2
Coding region: 1-465 (154 amino acids)
Cellular component (GO): endoplasmic reticulum; membrane; nuclear envelope
Molecular function (GO): glutathione peroxidase activity; glutathione transferase activity
Source: RefSeq, a predicted model, not a curated record